CCCGGACCGUUUCCUCCUGUAGAUGGUGAGCUGAUCAGUAUAAAUGGAGGGGAAACAUUUACACGGACUCAGACUUUACCUAAUAAAGAAAAGGUAAGGGCGAUGGCACAUAAAACACAAGGCAGCGGUGAUCAAAUAUUUUACUUUUUAACAUAACACGGUUAUAUUGGUAAAGAUGACCAUUUCAGGACCACAAUGAAAAUAAGUCUGAGACUUUAUUGUUUGUCCUUGAUACUUCUCAUUGAACCAACUCAAGAUUGCUCAUAUGUAUCGUCAUUGAAAGUGUGGAACAUUAAGAAAUGCUUCAGUCUAAAUUUGUUCCUCGGUGACAUGUUGGUCAAUUAUUUUAGCCCUUGUUUGGUAUCCAACACUUUAGUAGUUUCCAAAACAUUUUUGAUAUUUACCCUCAUUCCAAAUCCUGUUCAUAUAGUUAUAAUAGGCUACCCACUCUUGCUAUAAUAUCAAGUUGUGUGUGUUGUAUUUUUAUGUGAGUUUAAGACGCUUAGAAUAUAGUUACGCUUCAGAUUUGAUACUUCAUCCUGUCUUUUUAUUAUUCCUUUCCUCUGACUUCAAAAUUACCACAAGAUGUCGCUAUCAGCUCACAGAGGUAAACACGUUUUAUAUGCGACGCUCCUCCCUUUUCGUUUAAGAGAGAGGUUUGUAAUUCUUUGUUCGUCGUGGCAGUGAAGCACAUUCUCACUGUAUUGAGAGGCUCUGAUCUGGAUGUAUCAUUACUGAGCAAUGUUACCGCUGGAGUGAAUUUCUCGACUUAACUUGUUUGUCAGGCAGUGGACAGAAUGCAACAAGGGAAUAUUUUCAGGCAUUGGAUUAUUUUUUUGUUCCAUGUAUCUUGGAUAUGGAGUCUUGCAGCAGCACAGGUUGUGUAUUCUGUUACGGAGGAAUCGAGCCCCGGUACCACUGUCGGUAAUUUGGCGAAGGACUUGCAUCUGAAUCUACAAGAAUUGGAGACUCGCGGUUUUCAGAUUUCAGGACCUAAUACGAGGUAUUUCGAGGCAGAUGUUAAGACUGGGAUACUUUUGGUGAAAGACAGAAUAGACCGAGAGGAGCUCUGCUCUCGUAAUGUGAAAUGCUCUCUGGAAGUGGAAGCCAUCGUAAACUCCCCACUGAAUCUCUUUCGCUUUGAGGUUAAAAUUGUGGAUAUAAAUGACAACGUACCCUCUUUUCGGAUACCGGGAAUUGUUUUGAACGUGUCCGAGUCAGCUUUUCCUGGUGAAAGAUUUGCACUAGCAAAGGCCUACGAUGCAGAUGUCGGCAGUUAUUCGGUUAAAAGCUACAAGCUGAGUCAAAAUGAACAUUUCACCCUGGAUGUACAGAAUGGUGGAGAGCCGACUAUGUCUGCUGAUAUGGUGCUGCAGAAAGCCUUAGACCGCGAGAAACAGCCACUUAUCAAACUUACACUGACCGCUGUAGAUGGAGGUAAACCUCCGAAAUCAGGCACGUUACAUAUCACCGUUAAUGUGCAAGAUGUAAAUGAUAAUAUUCCAAUUUUUGACAAGCCGCUGUAUAAAGCCACAGUGCUCGAGAACACGCCGCACGGUGCCACCGUGAUUUCUGUGCAUGCCCGGGACUUAGAUGAGGGUCUGAACGGAGAAAUACUGUAUUCUUUUCUCAAUCACGACAGUGAUAAUGAUGUCGAUACAUUUGCAAUUAAUCAAAUAACGGGAGAGAUUACGGUAAAUGGUGAAUUGGAUCACGAAAAAAGUAAUGCAGUUGAAAUUCGGGUCCAAGCGAAAGACAAAGGGGCAAGUCCAAGAGCAUCUCAUUGUAAAGUGCUCGUUGAAAUCACGGAUGUUAAUGACAAUCCACCAGAAAUAUCAGUAACAUCCUUAGUCAACGUAGUGAGGGAAGAUGCACCGCUAGACACAAUGGUGGGGCUUAUAACAGUGAGAGAUAUCGACGCAGAUAAAAAUGGCGUUGUUCAGGUUAGAAUAGUUGAUUCAGUGCCCUUUACAAUUAAGAACACGUAUAAAAAUCAUUAUUCUUUGGUCGUAGACGGGACUCUAGACAGAGAACGAGCUUCCCAAUAUAAUGUAACAAUAAAGGCGACUGACGAAGGGGUUCCGCCUCUUUCCAGUACAAGCGUUAUUACGGUCCACGUGUCUGAUGUCAAUGACAACGCACCUCGUUUUAAGGAGCCCGUAAUAAACAUUUUCGUCAAAGAGAACAGCCCCGUAAGCGCCGUUAUUUAUACUAUGACUGCAGAUGAUCCGGAUUUAGACGAAAAUGCAAAAGUAACGUUUUCAGUGAUUAAUAAAAAACAUAAAAACAAUAUAAUAGGGUCAGUAAUA
This is a messenger RNA of Anarrhichthys ocellatus (wolf-eel), 2309 nucleotides long. RefSeq names its product protocadherin gamma-C3-like. The record is from RefSeq and is a predicted model, not a curated record. Gene Ontology annotation, cellular component: plasma membrane. The annotation marks the transcript as partial. Gene Ontology annotation, molecular function: calcium ion binding. The transcript has a single exon. Gene Ontology annotation, biological process: homophilic cell-cell adhesion. Lineage: Eukaryota; Metazoa; Chordata; Actinopteri; Perciformes; Anarhichadidae.